AUGCAGCGCCCAUCGCUCUCGGUCGCGGCCUGGGCCGCGCUCACCAAGGCGCCCUGCACCGGCGAACCGGUAGCCAUCGCCCCGUAUGUACGGCCGUCGCUCGAAGACGUCUACGACAUUGACCGCAGCGCUCUCCUCGCCGCCGGUGGCUCGGCGUACCUCGUGCGCGGCCAGCACAAGGCGUCGGGCCACGCCGUCGCCAUCAAGCGCAUGACGCGCACCGUGACGAAUAGCGUGUAUGCACUCAAGGACGUGCGCGGCGAGAUCGCCUGUCUCCGCGCACUGCAAGGCCAUCCCCACAUUGUCCGCCUCCUCGAUCACUUUGACGACGUCGACAGCGAGCAUGGCGACGACCGCACGAUCUCGCUCGUCUUGGAGCUCGCAGCCCACGGCGACCUUCUCUCGUACGUCACGGCCCACGGACCGCUCUCGGAGGCGGCGACCAAGCACAUUGCGUUGCAGUUGCUCGACGCUCUCGAUGCGAUGCACGCCCACGGCAUUGUGCACCGGGACCUCAAGCUCGAAAAUAUCCUCGUGACGGCGGUGGACCCGCACGCGCCAUGGAAGCUGACGGUGCAAGUGGCCGACUUUGGCUUUGCGACCUCGUGCCGCCAUCCGCUCACGCGGCAGUGCGGCACGGACGGCUACAUGGCCCCGGAAAUGUGCCGCAAGCAAGCGUACGGUGCGUCGAUCGACGUCUUUAGCCUCGGCGUCGUCGUGCAUGCGAUGCUACUCCACCGCCUUCCAUUUGACGGCGCCGACUUUUCGCCGAUCCUUACGUAUGGCACUCUCUCCGCAGACGCCCGAGACUUUGUGCAGCAGCUCUUGCAGCUCUACCCGGCCAAGCGCGCGACGAUCGCAGCCGCGCGCGCCCACCCUUGGCUCGUCGACACGACAGCGUUUCUUGAAGCUGGCUUUGUGCAGCAGCUGGCAGCGUUCGUCCUCGAGCAUCAACUGGUCGCGACGAACAUCCAUACCAAGACGACGAGCCGCCCAGGCCUCGACCUCCUCCUCGCCGACUGCUUUGCCGACGAGCACCAGCUGCCACAGCUUGCCGCGCACAUGCACGAUGUGCCGCUGCUUCGGCGUCAAUUGCCGUCGCUCGUCGCGGCGUGCCUUCACGGCGUCGCGGAUUGA
Messenger RNA from Saprolegnia parasitica CBS 223.65, 1137 nucleotides. RefSeq names its product CAMK protein kinase. The record is from RefSeq and is a predicted model, not a curated record. The transcript is spliced from 2 exons. Bases 1 to 1137 code for a protein of 378 amino acids. Gene Ontology annotation, molecular function: ATP binding; protein kinase activity. NCBI's taxonomy places the organism in Eukaryota, Oomycota, Saprolegniomycetes, Saprolegniales, Saprolegniaceae. Gene Ontology annotation, biological process: protein phosphorylation.